Callithrix jacchus (white-tufted-ear marmoset) is the source of this 10045-nucleotide messenger RNA. NCBI's taxonomy places the organism in Eukaryota, Metazoa, Chordata, Mammalia, Primates, Cebidae. The record is from RefSeq and is a predicted model, not a curated record.
UUCUAAUUCUGGGUUGCCGUGAAUUGAGUGCUGCUGUUCAUAGAUAAGGUCAAGGGAUGGCCUUAAGGUGCUCAGGUAGUGACUGGAAGAGGCUGUUUCAAAUUAGUCUUGAUCCACUCUGCAGGUUGCUAUGGCUCCCUACACGGCUCAGGUUUCCCCCCACUCCUGUGCUCUCCUGCUCUGAUUUCUAUCAGAUUACCCAUUCAUUUAUAACAUUUGCCACUACUUCAGAUACCUUAUAUGUUUACAUGGUUUUGGUUUUCUCUGCUAGAAUAUAAAGUAAUAAUGAUUAAAAAAUCGGAAGAACCAACAUCUUUUUGUUCUUGAGGUGAAUUUUUUGGCUCAUAAAUUUCCCUCAAGUACCUGGAACAGUGCCUGGCAUGUGGUACUUAAUAAGUAUUUGCUGAAAGAAUGAAUAAUAAGUAAAUAACAUUUUGAAAUUUCUGUCAUUCAAAUUGUGACUUGUGGUGGCUUUGUUUUAAUAAAUGACAUUGGGAGCUAUUUAUAAAUCAUAAAUUAGACAUAGUUUUAUCACAGUUUGGUGCUUGUGUGUAGAAGGAGACAGAACCCUGGAGAUGUAGUUGAGGCCUCUUGAGUGAAAGGAGAGAGGAAACUUGGAUUGGAACAGUGUCACAGACAACCCCUGGUACAUAAUGCCAGAGGUAGACCCUAUAGGUUGGGGAAGAUUUGGGGACUAUAAUGAAUGGGCAGUAAUAAUUAGUGAAUUUUUUUAAUAAAUUGCUUUCAUUACUCUAGGUUUCCUGAGUGCUUGGUUUAAACCAAAAAAUAUGCACAUACUUUGCCUGGUGUGUUUGUUUGGGCUUGCCAGUAUAGAAAAGCCUUAUAGAGGAAACAGAAGAAUGAUCCUUUCAGCAGCAUAUAUGCUUACAUUGGAACAAUGCAGAGAAGAUAAGCAUGGCCUGUAUGCAAGGAUGACGCGGAAAUUUGUGAAGCGUUCCAUAUUUUUAUUUAUUGGAAAAUCAGGUUUGGAUUAUGCAAUUUCAAGGAAUAUAGCAUCUUCAGCAAUAAGUUUUGAAUUAGAUUUUGCCUUAGAAAUGUUUUUUACAUAAUACCUAUAUUAAUUUAAAAAAGGAAAUAGAGGAGCAGCAGCAUGCUUGUCUAAAAAUUGAAUUGAUUCUGCCAGAAGGAAGAGUUUAGAUGUGUUUUUUUUUUUUUUUUUUUUGGAGACAGUUUUGCUCUUGUUACCCAGGCUGGACUGCAAUGGCACGAUCUUGGCUCACGGCAACCUCCGCCUCCUGUGUUCUGGCAAUUCUCCUGCCUCAGCCACCUGAGUAGCUGGGAUUACAGGAACGUGCCACCAUGCCCAGCUAAUUUUUGUAUUUUUAGUAGAGACGGGGUUUCACCAUGUUGACCAGGAUUGUCUCGAUCUCUUGACCUCAUGAUCCACCCACCUCGGCCUCCCAAAGUGCUGGGAUUACAGGCGUGAGCCACCGCACCUGGCUAGAUGUGUUUUUAUUGCACACAACUUCCUUCAGAUGCCAGGUAGUAGACAAUCUACAGGGCUAGGGAUGAUGGGAGAGAGAGAGCUGUGUCCCUUUACAGUGCUGUUUGAACCCAUUUUUAUAGCAAGGUUGAUAACCACCUGUGCCACCUGGUUUUCCAAGAUGGUAGGAAUGAUUAUGUGACCUGUUGCCUUGUCUUGGAGAGCUCUAGACUCGCUCAUGUAGCUUUAAUCUUUAAUGUGGGAAUCAUAGGGCAGUUAAUAAACCAUAGGGUCAAGUGUGUAGUCUGCCAUUUUAACUCAGAAAAGAGUAGUCGCGUAUCUAGAGUGUGACCUUAAUAAUUGAGAUUAGUUACAGUCAAAUAAGUGAAGUAUCUUCAGCUGCUUCAAGUCAGUUUUAGGCUGCAAAUCCCCAGAUAUUGUGGUUGUCCUGAAUUAGUGAAAUAAGUAGUUGUUUCACCCAAAUCUGUCUGAGGUUUUUUCAAUUUGAGAGUUUGGUUAAAAUUGUUGGUGGAACUGGGAAAGUACAUUAAUGAAGGAAGCAAAUCCUGGAGUGUGUGCUCCCCGGGCCCAGUGUGCCGUCCACACAUUUAGUGCGGCCAUUACUGACUUCAGAAAUGAGUUUCCUGGGCUUCUAGAUUUAUGAAAGAAGUAAGUGAUGACUUCAGAAUUAUUUCUGUCUUCAGAUUGAGUCCCCAGCGACUGAGUGUGUACACUGGGACCAGGAUUAGAACAUAGUUUACAUGGGUCCUGCUUCCUGUUUCAUCCCGCAAAUGUUCUCUUAAGUGUUUUCUCAACUAAUACGGAAAGUACCACUGAAGUGGGACUUGUAUACAGUUUUGAUUCUAAUAAGGGGUCUGCUUGCUUGAAAACAUAUGUCAAACACAGAUUCUGUGCUUUUAAAAAAAUUAUUUAUUUUUUUUGAGAUGGAGUCUCAGUCCGUUUCUUAGGCUGGAGUGUAGUGGCACGAUCUCAGCUCACUGCAACCUCCGCCUCCCGGGUUCAAGUGAUUGUCCUGCCUCAGUCUCCAGAACAACUGGGAUUACAGGCACACAUAUUUUUAUUAGAGAUGGGGUUUUAUGAACUCCUGAACUCAAGGUCUCUAACUCCUGACCUUAAGUGGUCUGCCCACUUUGACCUCCCAAAGUGCUGGGAUUACAGAUGUCAGCCACCGCAUUUGGCCCACAGCUAUUGUUUUUAACAGAGCUUUGAAAGCAGAAUGAAUUGGUUAAGAGGAUGGCUACCCAGACACACUGGGUUUGAAUCUCAGCUCCCUGCGGAAUGACCUUGGGCAAGUCAUUUAGCAAGGCUGUGCCUCAAGUUGCUUGUGUAAAAUGGGGAUAAUAGUACUUUUGUUAUAGAGUUGCUGUUGGGUUUCAAUGAGUAUGUGUUUGAUCUAGAAUGAAUCUCUUGUAGACAGUUGUGAGUAUUAUGGGUUGUGUUUUGUGUGUUUCUCGUCCUAUCAGUUAUUUAUAAUUAGAAAUGGUACUUUGUUGCAUGUGGUUAAUUUGAUUUUUAUCAAUUUAGCAGUAGAAUUUUUUUCUUCAGAAAUAAUUUCUUCCUGUCCUUCUGUGAAAUCCCCUUGAUAAAGGGGUAAGAACCAGCUCUGAGGACCAGUUGAAAAAUAAUUGAUCUGAAACAUAACAGACACUGUCAACAUGUCAGUUUUUUCCAUUUUGCAGGAAAAUGCAGGUCUCAUUUAGGAUAAUAGUUUGAUUUCCUGAGAUGGAUAUAGGUUUGAGUAACUGAGAGUCAUUUAAAAGUGAUGCAUAGGUUUGCAGGUAGAAAUACACUUUUGUUUGAAAUCUGGGGUAUUCAGUAAACAUUGUGGUAAGAGUAAUUUCCCCCAAAACUCCGUAGGAAAUUUUUACCUUUGACUUCAGUAAACCUGGAGUUUUGCCUCUUGAAGUUAAAGUGAGGUUGAACCUGAGUGCUUACCAUGUAACUGAUGGGUCCAUAAUCCACCACCAGAAGGUGCCCUCCAUGUCUUGAAGAUGCUUGUUCUGAAAUGUCUUCUUGGGGUUUAGUUGGAAUUUCUCUUGCUGAGAUUUUCGAAUCUCAGAAAAUACCACGGCUGCCCUUGUGUUUGUUUUAGCUGCACACCCUUCAUCUUCAGGGUGGAUGCACCCUUGGGUGGCGUUGCACGCAGCUGGAGUAUGGAGAGCCGAUUGAGGGCAGAGUUGGGAGACGCUGAUCCCUCCAGGGUUUGUUUCUUUAACACCAGACCUGCUCCCACAAGACUGGUGUAUUUAGGCCUCCCGUCUUCUGCCGUUCUUGUUGCUGGGCAGCAGGGCCUGCAAGUGCCAGCAGAUGAGGUGAGGACAGACAGGGAGGUACGUCAGUCUGUUUGCUCUGGCGCUGAGGUUCACUGAAGUUGCUGGAUUUGAGUUUGUUCCAGAUUAGUGAAUAUGUCAGCUGUGAGAAUAAGAAUGAUUAAGCAAAUAGGACUUCUGCCUUUGUAUUUAAACUUCAAAGAGAAAGCUGAACUUCAAGGCCCAGCUGGAGGACACGUGGAUCCAGCCAGCAUAUUACAUGUAGGCAAUUGGAGAAGGACAGGGAGACAGUAGGGGAGGUGCAGUGGGAUGAGGAACACAGUUGUCUACAUGAAACAGGCAGGACUUUGUUUUCGGGCACCUGGAAUGCUCUCCAUUUCCAGCAAGAACUUCAGGUUUUGUUGUUGUUUUGCUUUGGUGAUAGUGGUUGUUGCCACCUGGAGCAAAGCUGUCUUUGUAGCCCACAACUGCACCGUUUCUGGUAGUGAGCAGGCUGGGAACCACACACUCUUGUUCUGACAUUGGCUGGAGGCACCCCCCUCCUUUUUCCUUGCAAGGUGUCUCAGAGGAUUGUCAUUUGAGGCAUGCCGGAUUCACGGGUGUGACUGUGUCAGGACUGGCUUGUCUCAUUAAAAAACGUUUUUUGGAUCAGAAACAAUGAGGGGUGGGAAAGGCAACAAAAGCCUCUCGAGAUUCCUGAAUUGCUCAGGAUGUUAUAAACAGAUGACAGUGAUGGGAUUCCGUGGUCAGAAGAACGGGUGGUACGUAAAGUCCUUUAUUUGUCUCUGAAGGAGUUCAAGAAUGCCCAGAAGAGGCAGCAUGGGGAAGGCAUUGCUGGGAGCCUGAAAACUGUGAAUGUUUUCCCAACACCCUUCAUAUAAGGCAAAAGGGAGAUGGCAAUACACUAGUAUCUCCAGUUUCCAAGAACAACAGGAAUUCCUAUUCCAUUUUGCUGCUGCUGUUCCAGAUUCAGAAAUAAGGCUCCUUGGUAAUGACCAGUCUAAGGGAUUAGGACCAGCAUCAGAACAGUCAGAGAAUGAGAAGGACGAUGCAUCCCAAGUGUCCUCCACUAGCAACGAUGUUAGUUCUUCAGAUUUUGAAGAAGGGCCGUCGAGGAAAAGGCCCAGGCUGCAAGCACAAAGGAAGUUUGCUCAAUCUCAGCCGAAUAGUCCCAGCACAACUCCUGUAAAGAUAGUGGAGCCAUUGCUACCCCCUCCAGCUACUCAGAUAUCAGACCUCUCUAAAAGGAAGCCUAAGACAGAAGAUUUUCUUACCUUUCUCUGCCUUCGAGGUUCUCCUGCGCUGCCCAACAGCAUGGUGUAUUUCGGAAGCUCUCAGGAUGAGGAGGAUGUCGAGGAGGAAGAUGAUGAGACCGAAGAUGUCAAAACAGCCACCAACAAUGCUUCAUCUUCAUGCCAGUCAACCCCCAGGAAAGGAAAAACCCACAAACAUGUUCACAACGGGCAUGUUUUCAAUGGUUCCAGCAGGUCGACACGGGAGAAGGAACCUGUUCAAAAACACAAAAGCAAAGAAGCCACUCCCGCGAAGGAGAAGCACAGCGACCACCGGGCUGACAGCCGCCGGGAGCCGGCUUCGGCGAACCACCCCACAGCGACCCCCUCCAUGGCUUCCUCGGCCAAGGGGCCCGCUGCCAACCACCACCACCCCUCUCUGCAUCGGUCGGCUCAGGACUUACGGAAGCAGGUCUCUAAGGUAAACGGAGUCACUCGAAUGUCAUCUCUGGGUGCAGGUGCAACCAGUGCCAAAAAGAUGCGCGAGGUCAGACCUUCACCAUCCAAAACUGUGAAGUACACUGCCACGGUGACCAAGGGGGCUGUCACAUACACCAAAGCCAAGAGAGAACUGGUCAAGGACACCAAACCCAAUCACCACAAGCCCAGUUCCGCUGUCAACCAUACAAUCUCAGGGAAAACUGAAAGUAGCAAUGCAAAAACCCGCAAACAGGUGCUAUCCCUCGGGGGGGCGUCCAAGUCCACCGGGCCCGCCGUCAAUGGCCUCAAGGUCAGCGGCAGGUUGAACCCAAAGUCAUGCACUAAGGAGGUGGGGGGGCGGCAGCUGCGGGAGGGGCUGCGGAACUCCAAGAGGAGACUGGAAGAGGCACAGCAGGUGGAGAAGCUGCAGUCGCCCCCCAAGAAGAUGAAGGGGGCGGCUGGCCCCGCCGAAGGCCCCAGCAAGAAGGCCCCGGCCGAGAAAGGUCUGCUGAACGGACACGUGAAGAAGGAAGUGCCCGAGCGCAGCCUGGAGAGAAACCGGCCGAAGCGGGCCACGGCCGGGAAGAGCACGCCAGGCAGACAAGCACACGGCAAGGCGGACGGCGCCUCCUGUGAAAAUCGUUCUACCUCGCAACCGGAGUCCGUGCCCAAGCCGCACGACUCGGGCAGGGCCGAGAAGGGCGGUGGCAAGGCCGGGUGGGCGGCCAUGGACGAGAUCCCCGUCCUCAGGCCCUCCGCCAAGGAGUUCCACGACCCGCUCAUCUACAUCGAGUCAGUCCGCGCUCAGGUGGAGAAGUUCGGGAUGUGCAGGGUGAUCCCCCCUCCAGACUGGCGGCCCGAGUGCAAGCUCAACGACGAGAUGCGGUUCGUCACGCAGAUUCAGCACAUCCACAAGCUGGGCCGGCGCUGGGGCCCCAACGUGCAGCGACUGGCCUGCAUCAAGAAGCACCUCAAAUCUCAGGGCAUCACCAUGGACGAGCUCCCACUCAUAGGGGGCUGCGAGCUCGACCUGGCCUGCUUUUUCCGGCUAAUUAAUGAGAUGGGCGGCAUGCAGCAAGUGACUGACCUCAAAAAAUGGAACAAACUAGCAGACAUGCUGCGCAUCCCCAGAACUGCCCAGGACCGGCUGGCCAAACUACAGGAGGCCUACUGCCAGUACCUGCUCUCCUACGACUCCCUGUCCCCCGAGGAGCACCGGCGGCUGGAGAAGGAGGUGCUGAUGGAGAAGGAGAUCCUGGAGAAGCGCAAGGGGCCACUGGAAGGCCACACAGAGAACGACCACCACAAGUUCCACCCCCUGCCCCGCUUCGAGCCCAAGAAUGGGCUCAUCCAUGGCGUGGCCCCCAGGAACGGCUUCCGCAGCAAGCUCAAAGAGGUGGGUCAGGCCCAGUUGAAGACCGGCCGGCGGCGACUCUUCGCUCAGGAAAAAGAAGUGGUCAAGGAGGAGGAGGAGGACAAAGGCGUCCUCAAUGACUUCCACAAGUGCAUAUAUAAGGGAAGGUCUGUUUCUCUAACAACUUUUUAUCGAACAGCGAGGAAUAUCAUGAGCAUGUGCUUCAGCAAGGAGCCUGCACCAGCUGAAAUUGAGCAAGAGUACUGGCGGCUGGUGGAAGAGAAGGACUGCCAUGUGGCUGUGCACUGUGGCAAGGUGGACACCAACACUCACGGCAGCGGAUUCCCAGUGGGAAAAUCAGAGCCCUUUUCAAGGCACGGAUGGAACCUCACCGUCCUCCCCAAUAACACAGGGUCCAUCCUGCGUCACCUCGGUGCUGUGCCUGGAGUGACUAUUCCCUGGCUGAACAUUGGCAUGGUCUUUUCUACCUCAUGCUGGUCUCGAGACCAAAACCACCUUCCGUACAUUGACUACUUACACACUGGUGCUGACUGCAUUUGGUAUUGCAUUCCUGCUGAGGAGGAGAACAAGCUGGAGGACGUGGUCCACACCCUGCUGCAAGCCAAUGGCACCCCAGGGCUGCAGAUGCUGGAAAGCAACGUCAUGAUCUCCCCAGAGGUGCUGUGCAAAGAGGGGAUCAAGGUGCACAGGACGGUGCAGCAGAGUGGCCAGUUUGUCGUUUGCUUCCCGGGAUCCUUUGUGUCCAAAGUGUGCUGUGGCUACAGUGUGUCUGAAACCGUGCACUUUGCUACCACCCAGUGGACAAGUAUGGGCUUUGAGACCGCGAAGGAAAUGAAGCGUCGCCAUAUAGCUAAGCCAUUCUCCAUGGAGAAGUUACUCUACCAGAUUGCACAAGCAGAAGCAAAAAAAGAAAACGGCCCCACUCUCAGCACCAUCUCAGCCCUUCUGGAUGAACUCAGGGAUACAGAGCUGCGGCAGCGCAGGCAGCUGUUUGAGGCUGGCCUCCACUCCUCCGCGCGCUACGGCAGCCACGACGGCAGCAGCACGGUGGCGGACGGGAAGAAAAAGCCUCGAAAGUGGCUGCAGUUGGAGACGUCGGAGAGGAGGUGUCAGAUCUGCCAGCACCUGUGCUACCUGUCCAUGGUGGUACAAGAGAACGAAAAUGUCGUGUUCUGUCUGGAGUGUGCUCUGCGCCACGUGGAGAAGCAGAAGUCCUGCCGCGGGCUGAAGCUCAUGUACCGCUACGACGAGGAACAGAUUAUCAGUCUGGUCAAUCAGAUCUGCGGCAAAGUGUCUGGUAAAAACGGCAGCAUUGAGAACUGUCUCAGUAAACCCACACCAAAAAGAGGCCCCCGAAAGAGAGCCACGGUGGACGUGCCCCCCUCCCGGCUGUCAGCCUCCGGUUCAUCCAAAAGUGCUUCGAGCUCAUCAUGAAGAUGCCAACGCCCGUGGUUGAUUUAUAUAUAUUUUUUUGUAAUUAUUAUAUUCUAGUUUGGAGUACUUGCUGUAGGAUUCAAGCUGUCUUUGCACUAGCUCUAAAGAAGAUUUUCUUCUGGUUUUAGAGAACUAAUUUUGUUUUAGCAUUAAACUGUUGAACUUUUUUUUGUACUUAGAAAACCUAGAUACUGCAGUCAGAUUUUGGAAACUGCCGUAUAGUCACUGUUUUAAAAACCCUUGAGGGGCUGUAUUAAUUUGUAUUGCCCCUGGCUGACAAAAGCCUUUUUUGUUUCUUUUUUUUUUUUUUUUUUUUUUUUUUUUUUGUAACUGUUGGGGGAAAAAAGGCUUUUUAACCCAUUUUUGAAGAGGGUGAAGUUUGGAGAACAAAUUUAAAAACCAUCAGUCAUGUGAGCAGAUUUUUUAGAAGGGAUAGGAGACACGCACGCGCGCGUGUACACACACACACACACACACAAAACUUGAAAAGAAAUGGCUUUGCUUUGGCUGUCGUUGUCUGCCGUGGCCAGAUGAGCUUGUGAGCUGGGAAGCCAGGGCACCCCCGUUUUGUUUCUCUGGGCGGUUGUGGCAGCUGAAGGCAGACGUUGUUUCCUGACCACAGGCGGAACGAGGAGCCGGGAGCGAGUGGGCUCUCCACCAGCACAUCACUAUGCAUCUGUUCAAGGAAGGAAGGAACGCCAGCAAGGAAGACGGAAGAGACUGCCUGCCUUGGAGGGGUCACGUGAGGGAGACCUGUGCCUGAUUUCAUUAGGAAAUCCAUUCUGUUAUUUUUUGGUGCUGUUGGCUACUUUAUCAAAAAACCCUUCAAUAGCAUCCUUAAGAUAUUAAAAAAAAAAAAAAAAAAAAAAAAAAGUGAUGGAAGCCGUAAGUGCUUCUUGGUCAUCGACGUGCAAUCUUCUAACAUUCCAUCACCAUCUCACCGCUUCUUGUUUGACACCUUCACAAGUCAGCAUUAAUCUUGCUUUUUAAAUUUUUCAUUUAUGAUCACCCAUAGAGAGCCACUAGGAGGCCUGCAGUUCUUUUUGAAUGUGAAAAUGCAUUUGCGCUCAUCUUGUCUAUUUUUUCUCUUCAUGUUGUAACAAAAAGGAAAAAAAAGAAAAAAAAAAAAUCCCAUCCCUUUUGUACAUACGCCUGUAAAUUGUUUUAAAUACUUGAGCCUUUUUCUCGGUGGGGGGUGGGGAGGGGGAGAGAAGACAAGAUGAAGAAAAGCCUUACAUUUCAGUUUCUUCAUCGGUUGGAUUGGAUGCUUACAGGGUUUUUCUUGUAACAUUUAUAAGUGCUGCUUACAUCACUGAACAACAACAACAAAAUAAUGGAGUAGCUGUUGCCCUUCUCCAGUUGUGUGUACAGUAUGUGUGGAAUAAAAAAGGGAAACUUUUCACAAGCUGUUCUUUGUUUCAUAAUUGGAUCCAUCAAUCCGUAGCUACCCAUGUUGCACUGAGCUUGCCAGUGGUGACUGCCAGGAGCGUCCUCUGAUCCACUUUGUUGGUUGUUGUUGCAGAAGACUGAACUGUUUUGGAAUAUUUAACAAUUACAGAACCAGAGUCGUGUUUUCCAAUGUGGUUGUCCGGUUUCUAUGGCCUUGCUGUGUACUUUCCCUCUUUUUGACAGUAAACUUCUGCCUAUGGCUUACAGUUUGACAUUUAAUUUAUUAGCGCUGCUCUGCACCCUCCCUUGGGGGGAGACUUCAUGUGGUUUAUUGCGAGUUUUUUGUUUACUUUUCAGGUUUGUACUACAAGGUUUAAUAAUAAAAUCAACGUUUUUUGGA